UUUCUUCUCUACAUUUGCAUCUUUCACUACUCUCUCCCUCUCCCUCUCCCUCUCCCUCUCUCUCUUCCAUAUCUUCAGACCUUCCCAUCUCCUAUAUUUAUAACCAUUUGAACUCAAAUUCCACCCUUCAUCCCAUCUACAUACCAAAACAACUCUCUCCCUCUCUCUCUUCCAUAUCUUCAGAGUCCUUCCCAUUUCCUACUUCAAUACCUCUUUGAACUCAAAUUCCUCCCUUCUUCCCAUCUACAUACCAAAACAACUCUCUCCCUCUGUCUCUCUUCCAUAUCUUCAUAGUCCUUCUCAUUUCCUAUUUCUAUACCUAUUUGAAGUCAAAUUCCUCCCUUCUUUCCAUCACUGCCCAAAACAGAAGACAUAGUCGAUUCACUGGUCACGCUUGCCAUAGAAAAAUUGGCCAAAGUUCUUGAAGAUGAGGUGGUUUUGUUGGUGGGUGUCACAAACGAGAUCAAAAAGCUUUCCAGUACGUUCACCUUGAUCCAAGCUGUGCUUAAAGAUGCUGAAACUCGGCGAGUGAAGGACGAAGCGGUGAAGAAGUGGUUAGAUAAGCUCAAAGACGUGGCCUAUGAUGUGGAUGACAUACUAGAUGAAUGGAUGACGGAAGCUCUCAAAUCCCAAGCACCUGAUGAAGACGGUGGGUCCUGUUUCAGCAAGAAGAAUGUAAGAAGCUUCCUGUCGCCUGUUAACUGCUUCAAUCAUGUCGUGUUACGCCCAAAAAUUGGGAGUAGGAUAAAGGAAGUGAGGGGUAGAUUAGAUGAUAUCGCCGAAGAGAUGAACCAAUUUAAAUUUAUUAUGAGUGAGAGAGUGUAUACUGAAGUGAGGCAGGGUGGGAUGAGAGAGCGAGAGAUAGGCUCUCUCCUCGACCCAAAGUCAAUUAUAGGCAGAGAACGUGAAAAAAAUGAAGUCAUAGACUUGCUGCUGCAGGAGGUAAAUGAGGUGCCCUAUGUCAUUUCUAUUGUUGGGAUGGGGGGCAUGGGCAAAACCACCCUUGCCCAGCUCACCUACAAUGAUGAGAAAGUCGGGGGGCAUUUCCACAAGAGAAUGUGGGUGUGUGUUUCAGACGAUUUUGAUGUGAAACGGGUUACAAAAUCAAUCGUAGAAUCUGCAGAUGGGUCUGGUUGUGAGGAUCUAGACCUGGACACGUUGCAAAGGCGUCUCAGCGAAAAGUUGCAAGCACAGCGAUUCUUGCUUGUGCUUGAUGACAUUUGGAGUGAAGAUAGAGAGAAGUGGGACAAACUGAGACUUCCCUUUCAAGCCGGUGCAUUAGGGAGUCGAAUUGUCAUAACCACUCGCAGUGAAAAGGUUGCACAGGCGAUGCGAAGCACUCAAAUACGCAAACUGGCGGCCUUAUCCGAAGACGAAUGCUGGUUAUUGUUCAGUGGUGGAGCAUUCGAACAUCGGAAUGCUGACGAGCGUUCAGAGUUGGAAGAGAUUGGAAGGGAAAUUGUAAACAGGUGUGGAGGGUUGCCUCUCGCAGCAAAGACAAUAGGGUGUGCCAUGUGGUGGAGAAGGACGAGAAGGGAGUGGGAGCUUGUGUUGGAAAGCGAGAUAUGGAACUCAGCUGAUAUCUUGGGAGGUAUUUUACCGGCUUUGUUACUAAGCUACCAUGAUUUGCCUCCCGCUCUGAAGCAGUGCUUUGCGUAUUGCUCUAUUUUUCCGAAAGAUUGGGAGAUAAAGAAGGAUACGAUAGUCAAGCUAUGGGUGGCACAAGGUUUCAUCUGCUCCAAGGGAAGUCAAGACAUGGUGGAAAUUGGUGGGCAAAAUUUUGAAGAUUUACUAAGACGCUCGUUGCUCCAAGAUGCAAAACUCGACCGUGACAAGAACAUAGUCAGUUGCAAGAUGCAUGAUUUAGUUCAUGAUCUUGCACAAUCUGUUGCAGGAAGUGAGUUUUCAGUGGCGCAGAUCGGAAAGCAAGCUUCGUUAAACUUCGACAAUGUCCGCCAUUCUAAUUUAUUUGCUAGUGAUGAAGCUGUUAAUGAAGCUGAUGAAGUGGCUUACAUUUUGGCCACCUUGUAUAAGGCCCACAAGCUGCGGACGUUGUUCCUUGACUCAAGAAUCUCCAUGGUGCCAAGAAUGUCAUUCCAUCAUUGGAGACGCCUUAGGGCAUUGGACUUGAGUUAUACCAGCAUUACGAAAUUGUCUCCAACGGUGGGACAUUUGAAACACUUGAGAUUUCUUGAUUUGUCAGGCACAGACGUAGAAGAGUUGCCAGAGGAGGUGUGUAAUUGCCUAAAUUUACAAACAUUGAGACUCAAUGAUUGUGGGGAGCUAAAAAAACUGCCUGGAGGGAUGAAGAAAAUGAUUAACCUGAGACAUCUAGAAAUUGAAAAUUCAGAUGAUCUGAGGUACUUACCGCAGGGUAUAGGGAGUGUAACUGGCCUUUGGACGUUAACAACCUUCAUUGUAGGGGGUGGGGACGAAGGAUGGAAAUGUGGAGAACUGAAACACCUCAAUCAUCUUCAAGGAAGUCUUAAAAUUACCGGCUUGGACAAAAACAGGAGCGGGGACGAAGCUAGAGAGGCAGAACUGAAUAAGAAGCAGCACCUUCAUACUCUAUCCUUCUACUAUAAGUUUGAAGAUGGUGAGCUGUUGGAUGAAGAGGUGAAGAGAAUGGAGGACGUGCUUGAAAUUCUCCGGCCCCACACAAACUUGAAAGAGUUGGCAAUACGUUAUUACAGAGGUUCGAAGCUUCCCAAGUGGAUAGAGGAUCCGGUGUUCUCCAAUCUAGUCAGGAUGACACUCUCGUCUUGUUGGGAGUGUAAACAAUUGCCAGGUUUUGGGAAACUGCCGUCCCUUAAAUACCUUUCUAUUUCGUACAAUGAAGUGGUAAGAAAGGUGGGUGUUGAGUUUAGUGGGGUUGAUAACAAUGACGGAAGUGGAUGUGUUGUCUCAUUCCCCAAGUUGGAGACCCUCAUCUUCUGGGACAUGAUAAAUUGGGGGGAGUGGGAAUUGAGAGGUGGAGAUGGAGAGGUUAUGCCAUCACUCCUUGAAUUAGAAAUACGUGGUUGCCUAAAGCUGAGGGAGUUGCCAACCAACCUUCCACCGCUCCUCCAGAAGCUGAGUUUACAAAUAAGUAACGAAGGGAUGUUGUCAUCGGGAGGGACCUUACCCGUCCUCCCCAGCCUCAAACAUUUGAUUAUUAGCUGGAGUGAUGAGCUGAAAUCGUUCCCUUGUGGUUGGUUGGGACAAUUCAAAGCCCUCAAGACUCUGGAAAUCGACAACUGUCCGGAGUUGGAGUCUCUACCAGAUGAGGAGUUUCAACAGCUCACCCUGCUUCAAGAAUUGAUCAUCUUCUAUUGUCCACUCUUAAGAAGGCGCUACGGAGAUGGAGGAGAAGAUCGGGACAAGAUUGCUCAAAUCCCCAGUAUAUCAAUUACUGGGUAAAAGGUGCAUAGGAUUUUCUUUUGCUUUUGUUUAUAGGAAAUGUAUUGCUUCUCCCUGUAACUCCUCUUCUUUUUUAUUCAUUUUCUUUUUUGUUUGUUUUUUUAAUUUUAA
Messenger RNA from Magnolia sinica, 3510 nucleotides. RefSeq names its product putative disease resistance protein RGA3. Gene Ontology annotation, molecular function: ADP binding; protein binding. Lineage: Eukaryota; Viridiplantae; Streptophyta; Magnoliopsida; Magnoliales; Magnoliaceae. Gene Ontology annotation, biological process: defense response to other organism. Bases 610 to 3399 code for a protein of 929 amino acids. The record is from RefSeq and is a predicted model, not a curated record. The transcript has 2 exons.